AGCUGCAUUGGCAUCUCUUCAGUGACUGAAAUCCUCAGUCUUCAGAGCAGAUGCAACUGCAUAAACUUCCUUCUCCCCAUUUAUUUUUCUCCCCUUUCUGCAACUGCCAGGUCUCACCAGGAAGAUAUCCCAGGGCAGGGAGGCUUGUAGACUUGGCCAUUCUUCUGAGACAGGAAUGACCUGAUGACAAGGCUGCAGUGGGUUUCCAAGCUAAGGUCACUUAUUCCCUGAAGCCAAAGAUCUGCCAGCUCACUCCAUACAAGCUCUCAAACAACCACUGCAUGAGGAUGUCUGGAAUAUUUCUGUGUUUUGAAGAAACUUUCUACUCAGUCAAUGCGGGUCACUGUUCUCCACUUAAUCCCAACCCGCAGCAUCAAUCGCCUUGCAUAUAAUCUCCCAGAACAUCUGUGCUGUGAUUGCAUUGUGGAUUACAAAAUGACCAUUUUCCACAAAACAGCUGCUGAUCAGAGGGAUAGCAUUUAAUAAUCAUUGAGGAGGCAAGGGAGGAGGGGACAAGACAAAGGAGAGAGGGGUUUUGCAGCAAUUGGGUUUCUUGGAGGAUGUAGAGAUGAGCAAAACAGCAGACAAAGCGUGAGUCCCAUUUCUAUAUUGCUCAUCAUCAAAUUAACAGGACUUCGAAGACUUGCUGCUAAGAUGGAGCUGCUGAAGCAAUUGCAAUUGCACCGUACUUUCCUGGCUGUCGUCCUGAACCUGCUGGCUCUCACCCUCUCUACCACUGCCUUGCUUGGCAGCUACUGGUGCACCGGGACCCAGAAAGUGCCCAAACCUCUGUGUGGGAAGAGCAAAGCCACCCAGUGCAUCGGUGUCCCCAUGCCAUCUGAUGCAGAUGCUAGCAAUGCUUCAUCUGAGGAUGUGGUGCACUACAGCUGGGAGACUGGAGAUGACCGCUUUGCCUUCAAAUACUUCCACACAGGGAUGUGGCUUUCCUGUGAAGAGAGCAUGGAAGGGCCAGAAGAGAAAUGCCGCAGCUUUAUUGAGCUUUCACCACCAGCAGAGAGAGGAAUCCUGUGGCUGUCGCUGGGAUCAGAGAUGCUGUACAUCAGCUUGCUGCUCAUCAGCUUCAUCCUCCUCACGGUGGAAAUGCUGCAUACUGGCAAUCCUGUCUGUGGGAUGAAGCUCAAUGCCUUUGCUGCUGUCUCCUCAGUGCUGUCAGGUCUCCUUGGGAUGGUGGCCCACAUGAUGUAUACUCAAGUCUUCCAGGCAACUGUUAAUCUGGGACCAGAGGACUGGAGACCGCACUCAUGGGACUAUGGCUGGGCGUUCUACAUGGCCUGGGCCUCCUUUACGUGCUGCAUGGCCUCUGCUGUCACCACUCUCAAUACUUACACCAAGACGAUACUGGAGUUCAAAAGGAACCACAUCAAGGGCUAUGAUGGGAGCUUCAAGGAUCAGCCUCAGCACCACCAAUGCUUCCUACAGCAAAUAAGCAGCUACUAUGAGCCCAAAGGCAAGGCCUUCCUUUCAGUCUCUGAGGGAGUCGACUUCUACACUGAACUGCAGCAGAAAAUGCUACAGCGGGAACCAGACCUGGAGCUGGAUGAAGUCUUGGGACAGACGAUCGGGGAGGAUCGCUGUUAG
Messenger RNA from Myiozetetes cayanensis, 1599 nucleotides. RefSeq names its product germ cell associated 1 (gene GSG1). NCBI's taxonomy places the organism in Eukaryota, Metazoa, Chordata, Aves, Passeriformes, Tyrannidae. The transcript is spliced from 6 exons. The coding region runs from base 655 to 1599 and encodes 314 amino acids. Gene Ontology annotation, cellular component: plasma membrane. The record is from RefSeq and is a predicted model, not a curated record.